AGUUUAUUUCAUAUUGUCGUGUGGAACCUUCACAUUGUAACAAAACAUGAUUGUACAUUUACAAAACCGAAUGUUUUCAUUAAAUCGACAAGUUUUUACUUUCACUAGAUGUAUUUUUAUGACAUGCAACAGAAAGGCUUCAAGGUUGGCCGAAGUUGGUCUACUAGAAGCGCCAAGGCUUCAAGAGAAAUAUGAAACUGGACAGCUAUUCCUUCAUCGGAUAUUUGGUUACAGAGGUGUCAUUAUUUUUCCUUGGGUUGGUAAAGUUUUUGACAGAGAUCUUGCUACUAAAGGUGAUGUAGCGAGUGAUCUUAGAAAGGGAAAUGAUUUAGCGGAUAAAUCGUCCGUUUCUCCUCCAAAAGACGUCAAGGGAAGAACUCAUACUUAUUAUCAAGUUUUAAUCGACACAAGAGACAUGUCUCAUAUAAGAGUGGGAACUGAAUCAGUUACCUUUCUAAGUAGUCAAGAUAGUAGGGGAACCUUAUACUCUAUACCAGGAUUAGAUUAUGUUAGUCACGAAGAUAUUCUGCCUUAUCAGUCUACAGAGACAAGUCCAAUAGAAAAUCAUCUAUUUGAGAGAUUUUUGAAGAAAACAUCUCCAGAGUCACAUAUUUGGUCUGCAACCGAUACACUAAGAGAAUGGCAAAGAAAGAAUCAUCCCUGGUUAGAGCUGACUGAUGUACAUAAAGAAACUACAGAAAAUAUGCGAGUAACAGUUAUGCCAUUUUAUAUUGGAUCCAGGGAGGUGCAACAGACAUACGUAUAUUGGUGGAGAUACUGCAUUAGAUUAGAAAAAUUAGGAACAGGGAACGUUCAAUUAAGAGAAAGACAUUGGCGAAUAUUUUCAUUAUCUGGCACUUUGGAAACAGUUAGAGGUCGAGGCAUUGUUGGCAAGGAACCUGUAUUUACGAAAACGCAACCUGCUUUCCAGUACACAAGUCACAUUUCACUCCAAGCUCCCAGUGGUCAUAUGUGGGGGACUUUUAAAAUGGAACGAGAAGACGGCUCAAGUUUUGAAUGUAGAAUUCCGCCGUUUUCACUUGAGAGUAAGAAUGUCGAUCCCCUCACAACUUCACCAAAUCCACAUGAAUUAUCAUAA
Messenger RNA from Dimorphilus gyrociliatus, 1099 nucleotides. Lineage: Eukaryota; Metazoa; Annelida; Polychaeta; Dinophilidae. The record is from the annotation of a GenBank genome assembly.